Messenger RNA from Clonostachys byssicola, 2028 nucleotides. The record is from the annotation of a GenBank genome assembly. NCBI's taxonomy places the organism in Eukaryota, Fungi, Ascomycota, Sordariomycetes, Hypocreales, Bionectriaceae.
AUGUUCACUUACGACCCUCUUCAAGAGAAAAACCGAGAGAUCAGGCUCGUUCGGCUGGAUUCGUCCACAGUUACCGCGGAUAACCCGGACGAUGCCUCCGCGCCUGAGACCAUCUCACUGGAGAUGCGACAUGUGUCCAUGAACGACGAAGUUGAGUACGCGACAUUAUCUUAUACCUGGGGAGAUCCUAAGGAUACGGAGGAGAUCGUCGUCAGAGGAACACCGUUUCCUGUAACCCGGAACCUGGCUGCAGCGUUGAGACAAUUCCAUCAACAGAAGCUACAGUCGUGGCUAUGGAUCGACGCAAUCUGCAUCGACAUGUCAAAUGCUCCAGAGAGACACCUGCAAGUUAGCUCUAUGAAAGAAAUAUACAGCCAAGCCAGCCUGGUCCAUAUCUGGCUCGGACAAGGCUGCAUGGAGACCGACUUGGCGAUGGAUUUGGUCUCUCGUUUGGGACCAGCCGCAGUCGCUUGUGACGUGGCGAGCUUGUUCGAUCAUGAUGCAGUGCCACCCGAGGUCAAGGCCUACCUCAAGAAGCGUGCUGACUCCCGAGAUCUGGAUGGAGGGACAGAGGAUAUCUCCGGGCCCGCGUUAGGAAUGUUUCUCUACGAUCUUUUCGAGGAGGAGGGCUUGUCCGGCGAUAGGGAACAUAAGACUAGCAAAAGCCCACUGAAGUCUGGAAUUGUGAACAUUCUGACACGAGAUUACUGGCAUCGCAUCUGGGCUUUCCAAGAAGUGAUUCUAGCAAGGGAAGCUCUUGUACACGUCGGCACAAGAACGGUCUCGCUCGACAUGUUCGACGCAAUAUUCUCGACACUAUGGAGCUACUGGAUGAUGUACGAUCUCAGCUGGCUGCAACCAAGGUGGAAUUAUAUUAUGGCGGGCUUGGAAGGUACUUUCUGGAAAAUCAAGGGACUUGAGUUCCGUCGUUGGAUGCGAUUACCUUCCAGUCCGAUGAAAGCGAAGCUGGCGCAUAUCCUGUGGGAGCGCUGCGGCUCACCGAACCGCCCCUUUUACAGCGCGACAGACCCUAGAGAUAUUCUGUACGGACUUCUAGGCAUAAUUCCAGCAGAGCAAGCUAAGAGAGUGCUCGUCGACUAUCAGAAACCAGUUGCUGAGGUGUUCGCAGAAAUAACCAGACUCCUGCUGGAUGAGUCUAGUAGCCUUAAAGAGUGGGAUCCGCAUGCUUUUUACCUAGACUCUUGUAAGCCAGGGGAAAUCGACGGUCCCUUACCUACGUGGGUUCCCGACUGGCGGGAGGUUGGAAAGUACGGAGGACCAAAUCGGGAAAUCAGCUAUUUUAAAGACUUCAAGGCCGCUGGAAACAUACCCCAGCCAGUCUCUACUCAGAGCGAUGGCAUUGGAAGCUUCGGGAUACUCCGCAAGGCUGGGUGCCGCGUUGAUGUGGUUACCGAAGUUAUGGAACCGCCUGAAUGGUAUCAGCCCAACCGGUAUAGUGCAUCGGAAAUCCGGGAUGCAGAUACUUGGGUCCAGAAGAUCGCUCGCUUCGUCGAUUUGGGCCCCGAGUCAGGGCCUGGGGAGGAUUAUAUCUGGCGCACGGCUAACAUUAAGAGCACCCAUCGACUCAAACCUGAUGAGGACAUUGACAUUCGAGAACUGGUCCGCAAAUUUAUGCGGCAGGAAUCCAUCAAUGCUGGAAGUUUAACGAAGGAACAGGUCCAGUUUCUCUAUGAGAGAUUUGGUCAGAGUUCCUUCUACUGGACUCCCGCUACAGGUCCCAGUGAUGAUGAGGUCGGACGUAUUGCACAUUAUUGGCGAUCGCGUGCGGGUAGUAGUACCAGAAACCGCACUUUUUUCAAGACCACGAAGGGGAUGUUUGGGCUUGGAUACGUAGAAGUUGAGGCCGGUGACAUCGUAACGCUUAUCUGGGGUGUGCGCUCACCCAUCGUCCUCAGACAGCGAGCGGAUGGUGGUUUUUACUUUCGUGGAGAUGCAUAUGUGGAUGGGAUUAUGCAUGGCGAAUUUCUUGCUACCUGCCCUGCACAUGAGGAGUUCUCAAUACAUUAA